Messenger RNA from Castor canadensis (American beaver), 1016 nucleotides. The record is from RefSeq and is a predicted model, not a curated record. Lineage: Eukaryota; Metazoa; Chordata; Mammalia; Rodentia; Castoridae.
AUGGCGGCCGUGGCGGCGGGUGGCCUGCUGGGGAAAGGGCGCGACAUCAGUCUAGCGGCCCUGCAGCGCCACGACCCCUAUAUCACCUGCAUCGUGGACGUGGCCAGCCAGGUGGCCCUGUACACUUUCGGCCAUCGGGCCAACGAGUGGGAGAAGACUGAUGUCGAAGGAACCUUAUUUGUUUACACAAGGUCAGCUUCUCCAAAGUAUGGAUUCACCAUUAUGAAUAGGCUGAGCAUGGAAAACAGAACAGAACCCAUUACUAAAGACCUGGACUUCCAACUCCAGGACCCUUUCCUUCUCUACAGAAAUGCCAGAUGUGAGUCUCUUCCUAUGUUGAGUACUUUUAUUUCUGAAGUUUGGCCAAGUGUUUCAAAUUGUGCAGUGUCUGUCUUUGUGUUUUCGUUUCCUAUCAGUGACCCUGAUUUGUUAACUUUGGGAAUGUGUGCCAUAUUGAGAGAGCAGCUUCUUUUCUUGGAAAAGUUCAAAUGAGAAGUCGUUUUAAUGUCCUGAGUAGCUACACUGCUUUGUGAACUAAUCAUUGACCUUAAGCAUGAGCCAUGCAGAUGCUUGAUGAGGAGACUACAGAGGGACACAUAUACAAUGCCACAGAACACAGCUUGUGGCACUUUUUCCUCAUGGAUCACUCUGACCAAGCACACUGAAGAAGUGUUUUGAGGGAGAGAGAGGACCUGUAUUAGAGAAAUAUUAUCUAUUGAAUACAUAAUAAAUGGAAGGUCAAAGCCCAAAGAGUUUUGCCUCUUUAAGAAUUUUAUUACCCUUCAUGAUGUUGAAGUUACAGUAGGCAUCUAAAAACAGUCCUUGUCGGAGUGGACCAGUGUAGUAGUGGCAUGACUACUCUUAUUUGACCACUUGUGCUGAACUAGAGAAAGAAGGAUGAAACUGUAUCUAUUUCAAGGGCGUCUCCAUAUGUAGAAACUAAGAACAUUCUACUCAGUGUAUUAUAAAUGUGUGUGUCUGUGUGUGUGCAUGCAUUUAGGCUUUGUGGAUAACUU